AUGGAAACUGUGACUACCACUGGGGCAGAUGUGCUGUCCUAUCGUGUUUCCGAAAGGGGAAAUGUUGCCGAGUUUGUUUCUGAUUCCAGAAAGACCUCCUCCGGCUUGAAAACCGUUGACACUUUUGGAAAUGACUUCAAUGUGCCCGACUACACCAUCAAGGACAUUUUGUCUGCCAUUCCUAAAAAGUGCUACGAGCGUUCUUUGGUCAAAUCGCUCGGCUACGUGGCCCGUGACAUCACUAUGAUGGUUCUUAUUGGCUACGUGGGAAUGACAUAUAUUCCCAAAGUGGACAUUGUCGGCCACGAGACCGCUAGCACGGUAGCUCGUGCGUGUUUGUGGAUGGUCCAGUCUUACUUGAUUGGAUUGUUCGGCUUCGGCUUGUGGAUCUUGGCCCACGAGUGUGGCCACGGCGCCUUUUCUGACUACCAGAACGUCAACGACUUCAUUGGCUGGGUGUUGCAUUCGUACCUUGGAGUGCCAUACUUCUCGUGGAAGUUUUCCCACGCCAAGCACCACAAGGCCACGGGCCACAUCUCCAGAGACAUGGUUUUCAUUCCAUACACCAAGGAAGAAUUUCUCGAGUCGCGUGGUGUUACCAAGGUGUCGGAGCUUGUUGAAGACCUGCCAAUUUGGUCGCUCAUGGUUCUUGUCUUCCAGCAGUUGGGCGGCUUGCAGUUGUACUUGGCCACAAAUGCCACGGGCCAAACCAUCGAUCUUCCAUGGUACGCCAAGAGUCACUACGCUCCAUCUUCUCCUGUUUUCGAUGCUCACCAGUACUGGUACAUUGUUUUGUCGGACAUUGGAAUCUUGUCCACCAUUUUCGCCGUUUACCAGUGGUACAAGCACUUUGGCUUGUUCAACAUGAUGAUCAACUGGUUUGUUCCAUGGUUGUGGGUCAACCACUGGUUGGUGUUUGUGACUUUCUUGCAACACACAGACCCUUCGAUGCCUCAUUACACAGCCAAAGAAUGGACUUUUGCCAGAGGUGCUGCUGCUACCAUCGACCGUGAUUACGGUUUCAUUGGCCAGCACAUUUUCCACGACAUCAUCGAGACCCACGUUUUGCACCACUAUGUGUCGAGAAUUCCAUUCUACAACGCGAGAGAGGCCACUGCGGCCAUCAGAGAGGUGAUGGGCGAGCACUACCGCUAUGAUGGCGAGAACAUGUGGAAGUCUUUGUGGAAAGUGAUGCGUUCGUGCCAGUUCGUUUCCGACGAAGAGGGAAAUGGCGUCUUGAUGUUCCGUAACGCCAAUGGCGUGGGUGUGACUCCAAAGAACUAG
Clavispora lusitaniae ATCC 42720 is the source of this 1284-nucleotide messenger RNA. It is a transcript of the gene FAD3, whose product is annotated as Fad3p. Gene Ontology annotation, biological process: unsaturated fatty acid biosynthetic process. The record is from RefSeq and is a predicted model, not a curated record. Lineage: Eukaryota; Fungi; Ascomycota; Pichiomycetes; Serinales; Metschnikowiaceae. Gene Ontology annotation, molecular function: oxidoreductase activity.